Messenger RNA from Acanthaster planci (crown-of-thorns starfish), 8794 nucleotides. RefSeq lists its product as uncharacterized. The record is from RefSeq and is a predicted model, not a curated record. NCBI's taxonomy places the organism in Eukaryota, Metazoa, Echinodermata, Asteroidea, Valvatida, Acanthasteridae.
GCACCCUGGUCGUACGCCGUGCAAAGCUCCGGACAUCUACAUGUACCGAACAUGUAGUACCGCCGGACGCAUCAAUCGCAUAGGUAUGUGACGUGGUCAUGUGACGUGUUCCGCGACACACGUCGACGCGAAACGUGUCCGUGACUUUUUCCCUGGUUCCCGGUACGUCAGCACAACGCGUCGUGUGGGCCAUCGAUGGGGAUACCGGGCCCGGUUUGUCUAACCAGGUUGGCCACAUUCUAAAAGCACAAUACUGAAGAGGCAUCCGAGGAAACUGAGGCGCUCUGGCCUUCGCUUCUUCCUGUGGUGUGGACAUCAAAAUCAGUACGAAUGGUUUACGAAACCGCGGAUGAUAUGUCAGCCAUGAAAAAACUGAGUUUGCGGAAGGGCAUUAAGUCGCCCUUUUCCCGCAAAUCGAGCAAAAAGACGACAAGAUUAAACGCCACGGGGACUAACGUAGUUGUUGGCGACGACUGCGCAAUUGUGGCUUCGCCAAUACUCGAAGAAACUGCAGCUGACAUGGCUGAAGUAUCGUCCAACAGCCAGCCAGAUAUGGACACCAAAACCCAGUCUGUCACGACAAAGGGUUCCUGUGGCAAGUCGAACAAAUGGCCGUUCAGAAGUCGCCGAUCUGAGGACAAUGGCAACGUAGAAACCGAACCCAAGACGGGCCUUUCUGAUGGCAGCGCAGACAAUGGCGAACCCGGAAGUACCGUGGAAAAUAAUGGAGGCAAGAAAGGGACGGUCAGUGGUAAUGACGCACGUGCGGCGGUUGGCAAUCAACCCAGACCCCCUGCUGAAACUGGGACCAAACAUCAGUUCCAAAAAAAUGUUAAAGUCGCAGGUUAUGUGGUUCCGUUGCGACGGCAGCAUGAUCAAUCUGUUCUUUCUGUCAGUCACAAAGCGAGCCAUAGUCUCGGUGACACAACGCUAGACGUGAGCCAGAAUGGCUUUCAUGAUGAGGAGGAUGCUGAAAUGUUGGACCAGUGUGACACAUCAAGCAGAGACUUCAAUGGUAAUCCACCUGUCUCAACGGUACUAGCUAAUGGUACAAAAGGCAUUCCACACAUGUCGACAGACGCUUUGCCGCAUGUUACCAGGGAAAGGCCCAUUGCACCUGAACUCCCACCACCACUGAAAAAUCAUCAGUUUCAGCCAGAGCUCCCUCCGAGGAUUCCACCUAAGCCAGCCUCACUCAGAUACCGGCAAAUUUCUUCCACAGAGCCAUGUUCCAGUUUCACAGGAACGAGCGAAGAGCUGGAUGACGACUUACCACCACGUCCGCCGGCAAGACCAAAGAAUCGCACCCUGGGUAAAGGAUCACUAAGGCCUUGGAAUAACCUACGAGAUGAUGCCCGGGACAACAGGGCAACUGUGUACGAAACCGUCAGUCUUGAGCCAAAGGAAGCCUCUUUGGCCAAGGAGUUAUCCAGGCUGCCUCGCCAGGCGUGGUACUGGGGUCCCCUGACCCAAGCCCAAGCUGAGGAAAAGCUGGCCAAGUUGCCCGACGGGAGUUUCCUGGUCCGGGACAGCUCAGAUGAGCGCUACCUUCUCAGCCUGAGCUUCAACUCGCACGGCCGCACGCUGCACACACGCAUCGAGCACCGGGGUGGGCUCUUCAGCCUCAACGACUCAGACGGCCACGCCUCCGUCGUCGAGCUGAUCGAGUGCGCAGUCAAGGAGUCGCGGAAUGGCGUGUACGGCUACAUGCGGGAUGCCCUGGGGGUCCAGUCCUUCCCAGCGCGGCUGACAAACUGGGUCUCACGAUUCACGGAGAUGCGGUCACUCCAGCAUCUGUGUAGAUUUCUCAUACGAGAAGUUUAUCCUCGCCAUCAUAUCCAGCGGCUUCCUUUACCCAAGAAGAUCAAAGAAUACAUACUGGAGAAUCAGUACUAAGAGAAAUAUUUACAAGGACAGAAUAUUGCAUCCUGCCUCCACUUUUGUUGUCACAUCAUCUCUCAAUAAAGGUCAGUCUUUGUAGAAAUGCUGAAAAGACAUGAAUCUUGGAUGGAGAAAAAUUUCCAAUUUUGUAAGGAAAUAUUUAGAAAAUGUUUUUGACUGGCCAUAGACUUUGCACGCAACUGUUGAAGCAGAGUCAAGAUGCAGCAUUCUUUCCUAUAUUUACAUCAGAUGUACGUGCAGUGACGAGCAUGGGCGGAGAAAGAGGAGGGCCAAAGAUUUCUCUAAAUCUAGGCUUUUUAAUCUCUGUCUUAUUUUAUGAAUUCAGUACCCCAAGUUUUAGACCCUCAAUGCAAAACCCUGUUCUACCAUUGACACACCAAUCGCUGUUCUUAAAUUAAAUUGACGCCAUAAUGUGGAGAAUAUUUAAUUCCUUGUGUAAACAUUUGAAACUGGUUGUAGAGAUCAAAAGAAGAAUUUUAGCCAAAGCAAAGCCUAGAUUUGGAGAAAAGACCCAGGAUCAUACAGUUUUGUAUUUGCCUUAAUCUGUACAGUUUGAAUUCUGGAUUUGAUUGUGUUGAGCAUGAUAAGGUUAGAAACCCAUCAGUUUAUUUUAAUUCCAGAGAAGUUUCAUUUUUCCAGAGUGUUAGAUUUUGAAGAAAAGUAGCCUUUUGGGGGAGGGGCGGGACUGCCACAUGUCAGUGAAAUCCCCAUUUAUUUUUAAAUUUCGAUUGUCCCCCAAAUGUAAAGUUGCUGUGUAUUUUGUAUAUUGUGUUAAAUUCAAUUUUUGGCAAUUGGGACCAAGAACAUUCCUCCGUGAAACUUUUUCUAGAACUGGGGUGUGAAAAUUCAGCUUUUUAGCUGAUUUCAUUUUUUUUUGUUGUUGAGAUGUUGACCCCGAAUUUCAGCUUUUUUGUAUACCUGGUCUGUACAAAAGUGUGGGAACUAUUUACAUUUCAGCGCUAGCAGAUUUCAGCUGUAAUCUUAAGUGGCCGCUCACACCCCUGCUAUUGCUAGAACCUUGGUUUUUUAAACUCACACUGCUUUAUGAUGGUUUUCCGACUUCAUUUGAAAUGAGAUCCGGGUCAAAACAUGAAAUGUUCUAGCUACAGUAGUUUAAUGGAAACAUUGGCACCAAGCCCCCGUCUACCAAGGCUCGGUCCUUGCCGACAAUUUGCAUGACGGUGCUUCUGUUGGGCGUACCCCCACUUGAUUUUGAUGUCGAGAUUACUCAUUUUUGGAGCAAGUGCACAUGUCCAAUAAGCUUUCCAGUCAGAUACUGCGUAGGAAAAGAACCCGUGUUAGGCAAAUGUGCACAAGUAUGUAUUGUACAUUAAUCUUCAGUUAUGCAAUGUGCACUUUUAUAUUGUAUGUAAACAGCAUUUUUUUGGAUGAUCAGUAGGAUGCAGUGUGUAAGUGUACAGUUUUCUUGAAGCAUGAUUAUGCUGGCAGGUUUCUGUCUAUGAGCACCGGUGCGUCAGCCUUAAUGUAAGGGGAAUUUCACAUUUCUCUGAAAUGCACCAUUACACAACAGUGCCAAGCACAAAUUGUUGAUGCCAACUACCAGUGUGCGAUAACAGGAUUUUGUUGACCUUUGGUUUAUGGGGCUUUCACACCCGCAAAUGCUAUUGUGUGGUUGCCCCAGGCCGGCAUUGAAAAAAAGUUAGGCUUUACAUGUAGCUGUGAUGUUUCUACCAAUUUGAUACACCAGAUGUGCGUUGUUUGUUCCUAAUCCUUAAACUUAUCUCGAAACAUUUUCAAGUGGUCUGUCAAACCUUAUUUACAUGAUAUGUGUUUAUGUGUUUUAACCACAUGCCAACUAUGAACAUGGUCCAUUCUAUUAUUUCUACAUUACAAUUUAUUACAUGCACAUUGCUGAUUUGAUAGUUUCAUUUUCAACUUGUUUCACACGUCAUUAGUGUCUACAUGUACAUGUAGAUGUACAACUUGAUCGUACUCUGGCUUACUGUGUGGUCAGUUGUUUGGAGGACUCAUGCAGGACGUUACUUUUGUUUGUACAUCUUACUUUUUUUUCUUGGUUUUCACAUACCCACUCUACUGGUGCAUGCAUGUGUAACACUGCAGAGUUUCAGCCAGCUAGGAAGAGAGUUGAGUGUCUACAAGUGUCUAUGUUGAGUGUAUUUGAAAGACAGGGCUUCACUGUCGGAGUUGCUUAGUGACAAGCUUUUACAUGUACAUGUAAUCAAAACAAUGUGUGAAAAUGCCCAUAGGGUGUUGCAAAGAUGCCUGAAUACUGUCCUGGCUUAAACUUUGUAAUAUGAGCAGUUUCUUUCUGUGAAAAAUGGUUUUGUUCAUGGUAGACACACAUGUAGGGGAGUGGACUAAUGUCGACGGUGUAGGUUCAAAAAUCAAAAUCUGCCAGGAAAAAAAGGAAAGAAAUCAGUCAAUAAAAAUGUCUCUGAUGAAAUCAAAAGGACAAAAGCAGGACAAAAGUAAUAGGCUAUAGCUGAAAAUUAUAAAGUUGGGGCUGAAACUGCUGUGCUUAUGUGGAGAGUUCACAAUCCCGUACCUGUUUUUUAUGCAUGCCAAGCCCAUCCAGUUCUGUACUCUCUAAAGUUUAGUCAGCGUUUAUUUUUAGUAAGUUCCACGGUUUACCAAUAUGUAUGUACAGGUACAUAUAGUCUCCUAUUUUCUCCCCAUGCGAUGAGUCAUCCAGUUUCAUUUCAGAUGACCGUGUCUCCCUGUAUGGGACCCAAAGACCACAGGCUAACAGUGCUUGGAGAUGCUUAGCCCUAAUGCACACUACACAUGCAUAUUAUUUGGCCAUAUAAAAAUAUGUUUCCUAUUACAUGGGGGUUGAGGUGUGCAGGUAAAGUAACAUAUUAUUUUGCUUUUAAAUUGUUGAAAUUACUGUAGUUGUGUGGUUUGGCAGGUGAUAAGGCCGCAUUCUUUGUAUCAUUUGUAAAAUUCUGUAAACAAGUUCACCCUACACACCAGCACUGUAUAAUUAAUUGCUGGUUGAAUGGUUAAAAAAUGUCUGAAAAGGAACAAAACUGUGGUACAUGUACGUGUCAGCACAGAAAAAUAAGAGCUAGCCACUUUUAUGAUAGCUGACACCACAAGUUUGUUUUGAGAAUAAUAUCUUCUUCGAGAGAAAGCUGUAAGCCUGCAUACUUGUCUUCAUAAAUAUAAGUUGGGGUAACCAAAAGUUGGGACUACAUGUACAUAUUUGGCCUGUGCUUUAGACCCUCCUGUCAGUAUUAUGCCUGCCCCAGUGUUUUGCAUGCAAAUGGACCCGUCAAAUAAGCAGAACAGGCAUUGUACUCUUGACCUGUUUGAUCUGUUCGUGCAGGACCUUGCGUUGCGGAAGAAAACUUUCAGUCUAAAAACCAUCACAAGGCUUUCCAUUUUCCCUGAAAAGCUCAAAUUGGCACUCACUAUACUGUGCUCUGACCUUAACCCGGUGCACUUGGUCACCUUGGCCCGCAACCGGUUGGGCUGACCCUCACUGCUGAGUGCUGACCAUCACUACAUUCUCUGUGCAUGGAGAGACACAGCAGUAUUUUAAGUCUCAAGCCAGCCAAAAGGAGUAUUUGUAAAUGUUGACAUCAGCAUGUGCUGUGGUGUCACAAGAAAAUGGUUUACUUACUUUACCUUUAAUUUUAAUUCUGGCCUGGAUUGGUGUAGUCUGGUACCACGAACAAGCACUUAAAAUAGGUCUUACAUGUCUAAAAUAUAGUCUUUACAUGUAUACAUAUAUAGACAACUAGUAGUGGCUAUGGCCUAUUGUUAAACAUACUGAUUUCAAAGCCAGGCUAACAUUUCCUAAGACAUCAUCUGUUCCGUGUUUAUCUUGCUAGUUGUGAAAGCAACAGAUCAACACUAGUUCAAACUUUCAGAACAGGUUCAUAUUCUCCGUUUUAAGAAGGCCUAAUUUCAGAGCUAAAUCAUCAUGGCCUCAAACGGCUCUGUUGCAAGUUCCACUUACAGUGACGUCUAUGUGGCUGUUUUACAUGGAAGGAAUUGCCAAAGAGCCUGUGUUGUGCUUUCACUUGCAUUUCUAAGGGACAUUCCCGUGAUGUCUGCCACUUCCUCCUGCCUUUUGUGUUCACUUCCAUGCCACAUGUAGCUUGGCUUUGAAACCCAACACUGGUUUUCCUGGUUGACUGAUGGAGACGGAUUUUUUUAUGCACAUUCAAAGCAGGCUCAGUUUGAAAACAGUAUACAUGCAUGACUGAAGAGAAACUUGGUUUACACUAGUACAUGUAAACAUAUUGGCAAAUGUGGAGACCUUAUGAUUUAGGGAAAAUCUGUGAGCUUCAGUGGAACUUCAAAGUGACCUUUCCUCCCCUAUAAAUUCUGUGUAGCAGUUUAGACGAAAUGAAGGCAUCGGUGCUAUGCGGUGCUGGCUUGAAAACCCAUUCAUUCAUGCAGUCAGAGGGACAUGCAUGGUGCCAUGAGGACUCCACAGUUUGUUUUUUUGCAAGUUUAGAAAGACGCCAUGUGCAUGUACAUGUCUGCCCAUGAUCAGCUUGACCUUUACCACAUGUGCAGAGUUGCCCCCCCCGUUCUGCAGCACACAUAUGCAUACACCACACAAAUGCAUCGUAUUCGUUAUUUUUAAUUAUCAGUCUCUUCAAAAUGAUCCUCUUUCAAAAUCCCGAGGAUCAGUUACUUUCUGUGUGAUUAAUCUAGGAACAAGAAAGACGCUUUAAAAUCAAGAUGUUGUAGCUUGAACGUUGUUCAGUUGUCAUUUUCAAGUGUAUGUAAACAGUACGUGAUGAACAUCUGCUGUUCUUAGAGGAUUUGGGCAAAAAUCUACAAAGCAUUUCUUUGUGUGAAACCUGUACAUUUUGGGACUUAAAAGUUAAACUUACCUGUGAAUGUAACCCAACUGACCCCAGAAUAAUAGGUUUAUCACAUGCAUGUACAAUGUCAAUAUGGGACCAGAACCAUAAGCAUAAGCAUAAGGUUAAGUCAACCACAUUAGUUUUCUGCUCAAAGUUUGGAGUAAGGCUGAGCUGGCCAAUUUUAGGUACAGUGCAUGUCUUAACAAGUCCUCAAUAACAACCUGUUAUUUAUAGGUUUCACUGAACAGAAGCGUCCGCUGAAAUUUGUUUCCUGAAAUUUCUAAAAAAACUGCAUAAUUUGGACCAGUCUUUCUGGGUAUCUGUCUGCAACUGAAAACAAUAUGAAAUUUGUGUGAUUACCUCCCACUGUAGGCUAGGUUAAAUUAAAAUAGAUUUUUAAAAAGUGGAAGCUUUACAUAUUUACCUCUAUCAAGCCACUUGUGAUGAAUCUUGUAACAAAAAUUGUGCAUUGAAAAUGUAUUUGGGAAUUCAAGUUCCUCCAUGUACCUGUACAUGUCGUCACCGUUCUCACAAAGUGGCGUUAAUGUCCAAAAAAUGAUUUUUUGUUGAUUUCCAUUUUUUUCAAUAUUCUCUUUUACAAUAUCGUGCUUGACCAUUUUGACAUGCUCCCACAAACAAAACAUCCUUAUUGUCAUAGUUACAUUAAUGUUGCCAAGGGCAAUUAUCUUGAGAACUGAAUUUUGCAUUUUUACAAGAGACGCAAUGCUUAAUGGCCUUUGAACAUGUACAAAACGUAUUGCAAGGAAGCGGCUGAAAAAUAGGAUUUUCAUUUUCACGAAGUGCGUUAGCACAAUGCGUUAGUUAUACAAUGAAUAGGACGUUCAUGUACAAAAACGUAAUUUUUGUUUUCACAAAGUGAUGUUAACCUUUGCUAAUUAAUUUUGGCUAAUUCACCCCUGUUUUCAUACUAAUUACUGGGGUGAGGUGAACAAUUAGACAUGAAAGAAUCAUGUAGGGGAUUUCUGUUACAUAACGUUGUAACAAAAUACUUAUUUUGGUAGUUUUUAUAAAGGCCAAACUUCUCUGGUGAUUAUCUGGAAAACCUAUUUUUCCUCAAAAGCCACAUUAGCGACACUUCGUCGUGGUGGUGGUGGUGACUUUGUAAUAACCACCUGCGUCAUAAGCUUUCAAAAGCUGUCCUGUGGUACAGUUUACUCACCUUUAUCUGUUUUUUUUUUACCAUUUAAUGCAGUUUGCAGUGUCAUUUAUUUUUCUUCUUGUGAAUUACUUGUAACAUGUAUAUGUGAAGAUCCUGGUUCUUGAUUUUAGAGGAUAAUCUUUGGCAAAAUGUGCACGUUCAGGUGCAAAAUUAGAUAACAUGUAACCGAGUCUUGACAAGUACAUGUAUGGUUAUUUUAUUGUGUUUCAGCUAUUUACAUACGACUGCUACAGAUGUAUUUUUGUAAAGAAAACAAUUUUUUUAUGAUUAACCCACCCCUUGGGUGUAUCAAAAAUGAUAUUUAAAUAUUCUGUCCAUGUAUAUUAUAUUUCCUCUUCACUGAAUACAGUGUUUUGGCUGUAUGGUCAAGAUGGCUUCCAUGUAUUUUUGCAAAGAACCUAGUGGAAGUAAUAUGCACAUAAUUUGUGGGUUUUUUUUAAUUCACAGUGACAUAGCGACAUAUUUGCAAACGCUAAGCACUGUUGUUUUGCCAAGUGCUGGAGCAGUUACAGCUACAGAGUGGCCCCGCCUCCCCUCUGCCCUGGACUCACACCAGGAAAUAAAAAUAAAUUCUAGCAUGUUUACAUAUAUGUCAGUAUAAGUAUGAGUGAGAAUCUUUCAGGCACACGUUAUGUAAAUGCAUGAACAUUCCUGAAAAAAAAAGCCCUGUCAUGAAAUAUGUAAUUUUGUUCCACUUUCAUAACUGCUGCAUUUGGCCACUGCAUGUUAUCUAUGCAUUUUUGCAACUUGGAUUAUUUUGUACAUACAUCAAUUUUUUUUUAUUGUAGCUCGAUGCGUUUUUGUAACUUUCUUUCAUAAUUUUUUACAUGAUGUAGUCAGGUAUGCACAUGUGCCACUAUUUUUAUGUUAAGGAAAGAAUAAACAGAUACAUGUACAAUCAGAA